AUGGAAGGUGGACCGAAUAUCACCGUCCGCAAGGUGGCGCGGGAUGAGGUCGACAUGGUGCUGAGCGGCGUCGACUUGUCUCUUGCAAACUCACUGAGACGUGUAUUUCUUGCCGAGAUCCCCACGAUCGCCAUCGACCUCGUAGAGAUCGAGGUCAACACAAGCGUGCUGGCCGACGAGUUCAUCGCCCACAGAUUGGGCCUGAUUCCCCUGGACUCGACUCUGACUGACGAGUUGGAGUAUACGCGGGACUGCGACUGCGAGCAGUACUGUGACAAGUGCAGUGUGGUGCUGUCUUUGAACGCACGGUGCGAGAGCGCUGGCACAAUGGAGAUUUACACAAGCGACUUGGUAGUCGAGCCGGCAGCCUCACGCGAUGAGAGUAUUGGCCGUCCUGUGUUUGCUGAUCCCUCUAAAAGGGGCGUGCUCAUUUGCAAGCUUCGUCGCAACCAAGAACUUAGACUCAAGUGUGUCGCCAAGAAGGGUAUCGCCAAGGAGCAUGCGAAAUGGUCGCCCUGCUCGGCUAUUGGCUUUGAAUACGACCCCUGGAAUAAACUCAGACACACCUCACUGUGGUGCGAAGAGAGUGCCGAGGCCGAAUGGCCAAAGAGUAAAAACGCAGAUUGGGAAGAGCCUCCUCAAGAAGGUGAAGAGUUUGAUUUCAAGGCCAAGCCCGCCAAAUAUUAUUUUAAUGUCGAAACCACCGGUCAGCUCAAACCGAACGAGGUGAUUGAGCGCGGUAUCUCGAUUCUCCAAAAGAAACUCGCCGAAAUCGUUCUGGCGCUUGACAAGGGCGAUGAAGAUGAGUACAAACAAUGGUACUGA
Messenger RNA from Wickerhamiella sorbophila, 825 nucleotides. RefSeq names its product DNA-directed RNA polymerase II subunit RPB3. Gene Ontology annotation, molecular function: DNA binding; protein dimerization activity; DNA-directed RNA polymerase activity. The transcript has a single exon. Gene Ontology annotation, biological process: DNA-templated transcription. The record is from RefSeq and is a predicted model, not a curated record. Gene Ontology annotation, cellular component: RNA polymerase II, core complex. Lineage: Eukaryota; Fungi; Ascomycota; Dipodascomycetes; Dipodascales; Trichomonascaceae. Bases 1 to 825 code for a protein of 274 amino acids.